UCCUCGGCUCUUCCAGUUCAGGGGCGAGACUCGUGGGGUGGGGGCGGCUCGGGAUUGGCCGCAACGUCGCCCAGCGGGCUCGGCUCCCAGAGCGGGGGCGGGGGCUGGCCCCUCCCUGGAGCCCCAAACGAACGAUAAUUGCAGUGGAGACCAUCAUAAACUAUUUUCUAUUUGGGAAGGAAGCUUUGAGGAAGGUAUUUAAAAAAUGACAAAGUUGCUGUUGAUUGAUGUUGACUGUGGAGUUGAUGAUGCUCAAGCCAUAAUGAUGGCUCUGGCAUCUCCCAGUGUUGAAAUCCUGGGAAUUACUUGCUGUUAUGGAAACACACAGUUGGAAAACGUCUGCAAAAAUGUACUUCGUGUGCUACAAGUUUGUAACAGGCUUGAGAUUCCAGUUUAUCAAGGUGCUUCUACUCCCUUACUUGGUGGUCCUGUGGAAUGGGCUUUGUAUCAUGGAAGAGAUGGUUUGGGUGAUGUUCCUGAUCCGAAUGCUCCAGGAUUAGACCAUCUACAGAAAGAACAUGCUGUGAUUGCAAUGUUAAGAAUUGUUAGUGAGAAGCCUGGUCAGAUUUCUCUAGUUGCCACUGGUCCUUUGACUAAUCUAGCUUUGGCAGUGAAAUUGGAUCCAACAUUUCCUAUGAAGCUUAAAAAUAUGUUCAUCAUGGGAGGAAAUAUAGAAUCCAGAGGAAAUACUACGAUCUGUGGAGAAUUCAAUUUUGCAACUGAUCCAGAAGCUGCUUAUGUUGUCUUAAAUGAGUUCACUUGCCCUACUUAUAUUGCAUCAUGGGAAUUUACAUGUCACAAUUCUUUGUCUUGGGAAUUCUAUCGUGAGUGGGUUAAUCAGGACACCAAAAAAGCUAAAUUCAUGGAGAAAAUAUCUGCUCACAGCAUAAAAUUCACAGAGUCAAAACACGAAAAUACAGGCAACAUGUUAUGGACUUCAGGAUUCGUGUCUUGUGAUUCCUAUGCUAUGGCUGCUGCAAUUGACGAGAGCUUUGUCACAAAAGCCAUAGAAGUUGCUGUAAGUGUGGAGCUGAAUGGCUCACUAACUAGAGGAAUGAUGGUAAUGGAUAUGACCGGUCUUCUUAAGAAGAAAAAUAAAGCUUUUGUCAUUAAUAAGUGUGAUUUAGAGAAGUUCAAGGAACUUCUCAUUGCUGCUUUAAAAUAACAUUUGGCUGUCUGAUAAAUUUCCCAAUCUUGUUAAUUUUGAACUGUAACUGUAGGUCUCAUUACAGUGGUACAGAUAACUUUAGAUUCAUAGCUACUAUCAGACAACAUAAAACUAUUUUUAGUUAAAGCUUUCUCUUAUGUCAGGUUUCCAACAAAGUGCAUUCAAGUGAAUAUGAAAAGGACCCAUUUAAAUCUACAAUAGUGAGAGAAUUCAAAGUGCAAGUUAAAAUGGCAGCCUAAUUGUUAGAUAACUCUGCAUGCACUUAUUACCUGGUAGGCUAGUACUCUAGUUUAGCAUGUAAAUACUUAACUUACCCAAGUUUCAAAAAAUGCAUUUACUCGGUAGACAGAAACAGCAAUAAAAGAGCAUUGAAAUCUAGAAUAUGCAUAUAAAUUAUGAUCUGUCAUCAGUUUGUAAGAUGGAGAAGAUAGACUGUUCUAAUUCCCACUGCUUUAUUAUUACGGAAAAACAAGCCAAUUUUUACUUAGAGAAUCUAGAUUAAGGAUUUGUAAAGUAUUAUUUAAAAGCCACUUUAAGAUCCAGGAGCUCAACAUAUAUUGAUAAAAUUUAAAACACGUAAAAAGGGAAGAUGUAGAGGAAUUUGAAGGACCAUGGUCAUGGGAAACAAAACUGUUUAACUUCAGGUUACUAAUUUUAAAAUCGUCCAGAAAUGUAGUGAAUGAAAGUUUUUUAUCAUCUUAUAUUUGUUAUGUAUCUUAUUUAAAGUGGGUUUGUAACCUGAGUCCAGUUUACAUAAGAAAAAAGUAUCAGGGGGUAGCCGUGUUAGUCUGUAUCCACAAAAAGAACAAGGAGUCUGGUGGCACCUUAAAGACUAACAGAUUUAUUUGGGCAUAAGCUUUCGUGGGUAAAAAAACACUUCUUCAGAGGCGUCUGAAGCUCUCCAGCAAUUAGAAACUAAACAAUAGCAACUUGUUAAUGUAGGACCUGGACUGAAUAUGUCUUAGUUUGCAUGCUCUAAGGCUAUGAUUCAGUGUGCGUACAUGUGUAAGCACAUGUUUGGUAAGCAUAUGUGUAACGUAGUCAAUCGAACCACUGACAUCAUUUUAGUUACAAACAUGCUUAAGUAUUUUCUGUAAUCGUGCCUUAAUACUGGUACAGCAGCCGCAAUUAGCUAAAUCUAUUCCUAGAGCUGUGUAACAAAUUAAUAAUUCUGCUGAAAGCAAAGAGAUAAUAAAAGAAUACUAAUUCAUACCCUUUAGGUAGAGGGAAAUCAAAUCUGUUUGUCAAACAGGAACAAAAACAAUAGGAAAUUUGUUGGGUGGUUAAACUUUUAACAAGAAACACAAAGAAUAACUUAAAAAUAUUCACACUUACAUCUGAACUAUUGUUGCUGUUUCUGUUUAUAUUACAGUAAUGGCAAAUAUUCAGAAAUCAUCCUACUGUAACUUUAACUUGACAUUUUUUGACAUUUGCUACUUGUAUUUUUAUAUAUAAUUCAUAUGAUUCUUUAAGAAUACUGCAUAUGUUUGAUAUCACUAAUCAGUAUGUUAAUUACAUUUUGUAUUAGUAUAAGAAGCAUGUAUGAUUUUGGAAGUAAAGAAAAAUAUUAAAUACCUGCCUGUGUUCUUUCCAACUGCUAAUUUUAAUUUGCUACUUGGAAAAUCCUGAAUGUGCAAAAUGGGAAAUGAAAUAAAUGAGUUAUUUCAUGCAUUAGGAAA
Messenger RNA from Caretta caretta (loggerhead turtle), 2847 nucleotides. Its product is annotated as inosine-uridine preferring nucleoside hydrolase. The record is from RefSeq and is a predicted model, not a curated record. NCBI's taxonomy places the organism in Eukaryota, Metazoa, Chordata, Testudines, Cheloniidae. Gene Ontology annotation, molecular function: hydrolase activity, hydrolyzing N-glycosyl compounds.